UAGUGUAUGUGUGGAGUGAAUGUGAAUGCAUUGAAAGGCAUUGUAAGGCAUACGUUAGGCCUGUCUGUGUCUAUGCUGUAUAGCUGUGCCGGCAUUGAGAGCAUCGCAAGCAUUGAAAGCAUUGCUAAACUGCUAAACGUUUGCAAUUGUUUUGGUUUUGUUUCUUAACUUCAUUGAGAGUUGAAGAGUUGACCCCAACAUCACAUCCAAGUGAUCCACACAUGGAGAAGAGGAUUGAGUUGGAGAAGAGGGGCAGGAAUGCCAAUCAGGGAAAGGCAGUGGCGGAGGAGGUGGUGGCCAUUGCCGGCAUUAUACUCGUGAUGUCGGUGUUGGCAGUGGUGGUGACCACCUGGAAGUGGGCGACCACUGCAUGUCUAGUGUUGAUCAAAGACCUGAAUCUCGACAACUGCCGGAGCACUAACAUCGUUGGUCUCACCGAAGACUACUCCAUAUUAGAGAACUUGAGUCUAAUAAACGUAGGCCUGACCAGUUUAAAAGGCUUUCCCAAACUGCCAAACCUCAAGAAACUAGAGUUGAGUGACAAUAGGAUAUCUGGAGGACUGAACCUCUUGAGCGGAAGUCCUAAACUAACGCAUCUGAAUCUGAGUGGGAAUAAAAUCAAAGACAUCGAAACACUCAAACCAUUGGAAGAGUUCAAAAAUCUAAAGAGUUUGGAUUUAUUCAAUUGUGACGUGACUUCUGUCGAGAACUAUAGAGAGAAAGUGUUUGGUCUCAUCUCUUGUCUUAAGUAUUUGGAUGGCUUUGACAGAGAAGACAAAGAGGCGGAGGACUCGGAAGCGGAAGACGAGGAAGACCUCAAUGACGACGAGGACGGCAAUGAUAUCGGCGGCGAUAGUGAAGGCGAAGACUUCAAUCCCGACGGCGUUGACGACGAGGAAGAGGAAGAACUGGACGACGAGGAAGAAGAUGAAGAGUCGACAGCGAGGGGUCAGAAGCGGAAACUGCCAGACGAUGGCGAUCCCGGGGCUGAAUAG
This is a messenger RNA of Oppiella nova, 995 nucleotides long. The record is from the annotation of a GenBank genome assembly. Lineage: Eukaryota; Metazoa; Arthropoda; Arachnida; Sarcoptiformes; Oppiidae.